Molecule: messenger RNA, 756 nt
Organism: Thamnophis sirtalis
Lineage: Eukaryota; Metazoa; Chordata; Lepidosauria; Squamata; Natricidae
Source: RefSeq, a predicted model, not a curated record
GUAAUUGCUUGUGAACAACAAUAUGACUAUUCUUAUGAUGCCCGUUGUGAUGUGUGGUCUCUUGGAAUCACGGCUAUUGAACUUGGUGACGGAGAUCCACCUUUGUUUGACAUGCAUCCUGUGAAGACCCUGUUCAAAAUCCCAAGGAAUCCCCCUCCAACGCUGUUCCAACCAGGAAAUUGGUCCAGAGGAUUCAACCACUUCAUUUCUCAGUGUCUAAUUAAGGAUUUUGAAAAACGUCCAUCAGUCACGCAUCUUUUAGAACAUCCCUUCAUCCGACAGGCCCAUGGUAAAGAUAUGGCACUCCAAAAGCAGUUGAGCUACCUGAUCCAGGCACAACAACAAUUGGGCGCUGUGGCCAAGAUAAGGCAUGAACAAAUGCACAUUCGCAGACAAUAUCACAUUGAUGCUUCUGACAAAUAUUCUCCAGAUGAUGAUCUGGUAAACCUUGAAAUUUUGGAUGAGGAUACAAUUAUUUAUCAGCUGAAGAAGCGAUAUGGAGAUUUACAAAUUUAUACUUAUGUUGGAGAUAUUUUAAUAGCAUUAAACCCUUUCCAAAAUCUCUGUAUAUAUUCUCCACAGUUUUCCAAGCUUUAUCAUGGUGUGAAGCGUUCCUCCAACCCACCCCACAUAUUUGCAACCGCAGAUGCUGCUUACCAAGGCAUGAUUACUUUUAAUAAAGACCAGUCUUUGGCUGUAGUGUCAGUUGAAAAGCCUUCCAGCUGUAGCAUUCUUGGCAAGAGUCUUUCAGAUUGA